This is a messenger RNA of Chanos chanos (milkfish), 1494 nucleotides long. It is a transcript of the gene ikbip, whose product is annotated as IKBKB interacting protein. The transcript has 3 exons. The coding region runs from base 159 to 1310 and encodes 383 amino acids. The record is from RefSeq and is a predicted model, not a curated record. NCBI's taxonomy places the organism in Eukaryota, Metazoa, Chordata, Actinopteri, Gonorynchiformes, Chanidae.
CUUAGACCGAAAUGUUUUGCAAAUAAGUGGAUACAGUUGUUUUCCUAGGCUGGUAACUGCAAAUACAGCACUGUGCUUGCGUGAAACGUUUUGUUCAGUCUUUAAAGUGUGGUUUGGCUGUGUAUCACAUUACAGAAUCAUAUGUCCAGAAAUAUAAAAUGGCAAAUAGUGAGAUAAAACAACGAAAGACAAAUUCUGCACAUAAACAAAAUAGGGGACCGAGCGACACGUUAAAAUCUGACUCUGGAGAAGAAACCAAGAAAGUCGGAGUAACGGGGAAAAAAACGGAUAUAAAGGGAACUUCCUCCCAUUCCUCCUUCGAUUUCAGAGUGGUACUUUGUAUGUUAUCUGUGACCGCCUGCAUUGUACUCGCAUGGGUUGUUCUUCAGCAAAACGCGAGAAUAGGAGAUGUUGAGGAAAGGUACAAACUUCUGUAUGAGAAGUCAGCUGGUGUCCUAGAACUGGAGACGAAUUUUGUUGAAGUUUCUAAAAAGUGUGAGAAUGUCCAGGCCAUGCUGAGGAGUCUGGAAGACCAAGUACCAUGGUCCCACAUGGAAGGUCUGGAGCAAGAGGUGCUUCAACUGAAGGAAUGGUCUUCAGGGUUGACAAAGAAAUGGCGACAACUUGAGGAGAAUCUGACUGGACUAUCACUGGCUGUGAAAGGCAUUGAGGAUCGGACUUCUGCCAUCUCCAAUGACAUUACAGCCAAAGUAGCCUCUGUGCGCACUGAUGUAAGGCGGAUGGCAGGACUGGAGUCAGAAGUACAGACUCUCUUAGCCCAGACAGGUGAGCUUGAAGAGAAAGUGUCCCAGGCUGAGAGGCUCAUGAUCAAGCGUAUUGGAGACCUGCUGGCUGGGAGCAUUGACCGCAUCUCUAGUUUGAAAACUAAGGCUGAGAAAAAUUCUCAGAGUCUGGAACAGAUGCGCAAAAGCAUCCCUCAGCUCAUCGCUGCUGACAAACAGCUGUCCGAACGCAUCUUGUCUGUAGAGAGUGGUCGAGCCAAACUCAUUAAAACAGUGACCUUUGCUAGUGACCUCAAACCCAAGGUGUUUUCCAUCAAAAAGGGAUUUGCCUUACUAGAGCCUCAGUUGGCUGAUUUGACAUUGAGGAUUGGAAGGCUGGCUGAAGACAUAAUGCAGAGGGAAGAAGAUAUUGCUCAGGUAAAGGAAAGCUUAGCCAACUUCACUGCUGUUCAGGCAGAUCUUAUGAAGGUUAAAGAGGAGCUGACACAAGUACCAGACCUCAGUGACACACUACACCAAAAUGAUGCAAGAGACACACUGGUCCAUACCCACAAGCCUGAGGCGUAGAGAGGACUUUGUUCCGAAUACAUGCAUUUCAAAGAGAAAAGGCGCAAUCAUUUGAGGAAUGCUGUUGGUUUUACAUUUAACACUUUUCUUCAGGGUCUAAUUUUUUUCCUAGGCUGGUUUGUUUGUCACAAGAUUAGUACUUUUCUUGUGAAAUAUACCAACGGUUUGAAUAAUCAGACCUUAG